Molecule: messenger RNA, 6365 nt
Organism: Pocillopora meandrina
Lineage: Eukaryota; Metazoa; Cnidaria; Anthozoa; Scleractinia; Pocilloporidae
Source: the annotation of a GenBank genome assembly
AUGGUGGGUUUUACACGUGUGUUUCGUUAUGAUGUUUACGUUCGCGUAUUUUGCUCUUUUAACCAAACUAAUUAGGGUCUUUUUAUUGUUUAUAAGCAGUUAAGGAGACAGGCAAGGCUCAGGAGAGAAUACCUUUAUCGAAAGUCCACCGAGGAUAAGGAACGAGUGACUUAUGAGAGAAAGAAAAAGUUGAGGACUGCUUUGGAAGGUAAGCGAAGAAAGCUUUUAUUCGACGAGAAAUGUACCAUGCAUAAGUUUCAUUGAAUAUGAAGGUAUUUCACGAUCUAUGACAGAAAUGAAAGUCUAUAUUCUUGUCUUAACUUUUAUCGAAAUCGCUGUCUUUGAAAUGCAAGGUCUUCAGAGUAUGGCAGAACUCAACCAAAUCUCGUGCCUGCAAUUGCAAAGGAGAUUCUUCCGUGUGAAAUGUAUGAAAAGAGGGGAUAAAAUCACGCGGGCAUCUGCCAUACUCUGCAGACAAGCGAAGUGAUGGUCUUAGUUCUUGGAACACCUACAUGGAACACACACAUGGUACACAAUGCAAAUAUCCUGAUUUUAGUUAUUGUUUAACAAACAGAUUUCCUGUUGUAUUACGUCUGUUCAGUAACAAAUCACAAGUGAUGUCAAAAUGUGGUAAGAACAGUUCAGUGGCACACUGGGUGAAGUAUUACAGUCUUGGAUAUCAUGGCUAAUUAAAAAACAACCAUCUGUGCAUGCUUUUGAUCUUGCACACAACAACAGUUUGUAUUUUUAUGAUAAUGAUGUCAAGAAUGUUGGUGCUUAGUUGCAAACUCUCAUCUGCAAUUACUUUUAGCAUAGAAUGUCAAGUCAUUCUUUAUUUGCCUUUCCAGAGGGAAAGCCCAUUCCAACGGAGUUGAGGAAGGAUGAAGCUGCACUAAGAAAGGCCAUUGAAUUUGAUGAUGAGAAACAUGAAAGUGAGAAUACUGUUGUUGCUGUGAUUUGUUUAAACAAUAAGUGUUGAUAGCAAUUACUGUUCUAUUAUUGUUCUUGUUGACAGGUGCUGUAUAGCAAAACCAGGGAAUAAUAACGAAUCAGUACAUAAGCAACUGCACCCUUACCCCUCCCCUCCCCUAACCCAACCUUAACCCCAACUGGUCAUCAGUUUUCUGUUGUUGGUUUGGGGGAGGGGUAGGUGUGUAGUUGCCCAGAUGCUGACAGUGAUCCACAAAUCUUUUCAAAAUAUUGUUCUGUAAUUUCACACGCAAUAAUGAGAUGUUAAGAUUGAACUGAAAUGAUCUAGUGUUUAUGUCAUUCACUUGUGACCAAACUUUUCAUUAACAUUUUAACUUUCAAGAUCUGAUUGUUAAUUCUCCUUGCUAGCUGCUAUCCAUUCUUUUAAAAUUAGGGAUGAGAAUUUGGUGUUAGAUCAAUAUAACAACUACCUGAUAAAUUUGAGUAUGCUUAUUACCUGUUUUCUGGAUAAUGUAUGAAUCUAAUGUAUGGAGAAGUUACAUGUUAAUCACUUAAGGGUGAAAGGGUUAAAGAAUCUGCAGGUUUGACAAGGAGGGUGGAGGAGGGGGUUUAGACAUUCAGAUCCUCCCUCUGAAUCCUUUACUGUACCAACUGUUUACAAAAGGAUAAUAUGGUAAUCAGUUGUUUACUUGUGUAUGUUUAGAGACUGGCUCUCACCAGGAUGAUGAAUAUGCCUGGGCAGGAGUGCGAGAUCCCAAGAUAAUGAUAACAACAUCUCACAGCCCAAGCUCAAGGCUGAAACAGUUUGCUAAGGUAAUAACUAUGGUAUCAUUGAACAGAUGCGUGCAAGGUUUCCAUAACAUUUUGCAGAAGUGGCUGUCAAUGGUGCAAAAUGAAGCUGUGUUGUAAGGGAAAAUUCAAAGAUAAGAAUAUGCUCCCUGGCUAAACAGACAGCAGUGAGAGAUCUUACAGGCAGUGGAAGGCUACUGAUGACUAGCUUUAGUUGACACUGCAGCAUGUGUAUCCCUUGGAUCUUGGUAGUUCUAGAACUCAUUUGUGUUACUUUUGUCAAGAAAAUCAAGUGAUUGAAACUCAGGACCAACAACUUGUUAGGCUGGAUUUCAAGUCAUUUGAAAUGGUUAUAACUGUUGGAUUUGCAUUGAAAGUAAAACAAGUCAAUUUGAAAUUUUUGUUAAUUUGUUAGCAGGGUACAAUCCCAAAUUCAAAGAAAACAGAUGAACUACCAAAAUGAUUUUCAUUUUUCCAUUGAAAAAGGUGCUAAAUAAAGGCAAACAAUAAAAAUACACUUAUUGUUUGGCUACUAAAACAGGUUUAAAUUGAAGUGAUUCUUUUAACAGAGUGGACAAGUGUAAUUGACCCAUCAUGGCGUGCACUAUAAGUUAGAUCUACUGAUCAUAAAUUUUUAUUGCUUAAACUGAUGUCUUAUACUUUGUAACACCUAUUUCUUUUACCCCACAGGAACUACGAUUAAUUUUUCCUAACAGUCAGCGAUUGAAUCGUGGUAACUAUGUGAUGAGUCAACUGAUUCAGGCUUGUAGAGCUAAUGAAGUUACAGACUUAAUAUUGGUUCAUGAGCACAGAGGAGAACCAGGUAUGCCUUGGAAAGUUUUCUCUUUUCAUUGCAAAAUGUUUCAAUUUCUUUUAAUGUAGGACCUGUCGAAGUGAAAAUUAACAUCUUUUCUUUUCUGAGUCCUCAUUCAUUAAAGCUGGCUUAUGAAUGAACUUGAGAUAUUUUUUAAUACUUCAUUUUGUAGUAUUCUUUGAGUAUUGUCAGUUUGCAGCAUUCUUUAGCAAGUAUGCAGUUAUUUGCAGUUUAAUUGCAAACUAGAAUUCACACAAGUAUAAUUAUGUUGACACCUUGAUGAGGCUUUUAAAAAGACUGUUAAAAUUGUGUGGCAUGGCUCUUCUUAAAAGCUCGGAACUGGUUAUUUUAACCAGCUCCUCAAAUAAUUAUUUAACCAGCUUUUUCACAGAAAAGUAGUUACUGAGCUAAUUGUUAAACAAUGGUAGUUUUGUUCAAACACCAAAAUCCAUUGUAUCCAAUUAGAAAUCUUGCUACUCUUUUGCAAACCAGUUUAGCAAAUAUACCUCUUUGGUGAUAUUACCUUGAAAAUAUGUCAUGUCUUGAAGAAAUCCUGCUUCACUUGACUGACCAAUUCAUCCCUUGAUGACAACAUGCAUGAUCCAUCACUUUUAUUUAUGUUCCUAUCACAGCUAAACUAAAAAUCACAUCAGUUUAUGCAACCCCCACACCUUCAACAUGAAGGGCAGGUGUUAAGAUUACUAGUAAAUUUGUUAUUUUUUUACAUUCUAUGAAAAAAAUAUUAGCUUAAGCUUUUCUAAGGUGGGGUCCUAUCUCAUACCUUUGUCUGUUCUCAUUACUAUUUUGCCGGAUAAUGUGUUAAUAUUGUGUGAAGAAUCUGGAUGUUAACAAUUUUGCACCACAUUCCUUUGCAGAUGGUCUGGUUGUUUCCCAUCUCCCAUUUGGUCCAACAGCUUAUUUCACAUUAUCAAACACAGUCAUGAGACAUGACAUUCCUAAAAUUGGCACCAUGUCAGAAGCAUACCCGCAUUUGAUUUUUCAUAACUUCAAUUCGAAACUUGGAGAAAGGGUAAGUUUGGAAAUAUUUAGGGUCCAGUUGUUCGAGGGCCAACAAGCGCAAACCCAAGAUCAAAUUUUUAUCCAGGUCUCUUUAUUCCUUUGUUCAAAAGCUCUUUUGGGAUUAUUUUCUCUAUUCUGUGUGGAGCAUCCAAUCAUUAAAUUGUUGAUCAAAAGAAGUAUACUGAAUUUUCUUUGAAAGCUUUCAGAUCUGAAAUCAGAUUUCACACUGUCCUAAGGUUAUCUUAACUUAGCUUUAAACAACUCGACCGAGGUGCUCUAGCUCAUGAAAAAUAUAAAUUUAUACAUGUAAAUCUCUGAGAUUCUGGGAUUUAUUUCUGUCCUUUUUUCAGCCAGAUGUUGAUGUUGGAAUCAGUUCAAAAGUACCUUUUUUUCUUGUCCUUCAUCACAAUUCACAAAGUGCAUGGGGCAAAAUUAUCCUACAGCCAGCAGGUUCCCACUUCUGACGGGCUCCCAAUGGCAGCCUUGAGUUAUGCGACACUUUUGCCCAUUUUUUGAUGGAUAACCCCACUUUUCUUAUGACACCGCGAUAUGUGUGAUUAGGGAGGUUAAGAAACGACGACGGCGACGCCGUGGAUAACGUCGGCUAAAAAGUGAACCUAUGUUUUACCUACGAAUCUCACGACACUCUAAAGUCAUUUAGUUUGUUUCUCGCUCUCGAAACUGAAUAGGAAACACAGCGUAAAAUUGGAAAAAGAAAUUAAAAAAAUUAGCCGUCGUCGCUCACGUUGUUGUUUUGCAGAGGACGCAAAGAAAUGUCGAAAGAUUUAUAACGCACGUGCAUAGCCAUUGUUCUGCUUAUUAAACCUUUUUGUUUCGUGACGUCGCCGUUGCCGUCGUGGUUUUCUUUAACUCCUUAAUAUGUAUACAGUACAGAGACAGUUGUUUUCAUUUUAUGCCAAUCUCUUUGAAGUUGAUAUGUACCUGCAUGUGUUAUGCUCCAGCAAUGCGGUAUACGAAAUGCAUAAAUACACCAAGUGAUAAAGAUUAUGAAAGGCUGUGGCAUUUUGAUUUAGAUCUUUUUUUUCUUUUAAUAGGUCAAAAGUAUUCUAAAAUAUUUAUAUCCAGUUCCUAAAGAUGAGAGCAAAAGAGUGAUCACAUUUGCAAACCAGGAAGACUACAUAUCAUUCAGGUCAGUGACUGAAAGGGCGAGCAGCACCUCGAAGUGAAGAUGAAGAGCAGUUUACUUGUAACAAACGAGUGUCGAAAGUAAUCCGGCGCUGCAUUAUUGUUGCUUUACUUUGCACUGUGAUUGUUCCAGAAAACUCGCGCCACUUUCGCAGCCAAUCAGAUGUAAAACUGAAACCAAUCACGACUUGGUCACUCGCGUCUUCUCGCGCUUUAGGCAGUUUGGUUGUUUUUACUUAGAGUUCUCAUUGGCUCUUAAAGUUAUUUUUCUUUCUUCUGAUUGGCCUUUUUGAUUACUUAGGUUUUGGAUGUACGACACUCAAUCGAAAAGCGCUCAAGAACAAAGGAGAUUACUUUGAUUGGUGACAUCAAAAAAACUUUCUGAAGCGUGAGGAAAUUAUCGAAAGGAAGCAUCUUUUGCUUUGAAUCUGAUUGACUCAAAAAGUGGCGUAAACUUUCAGGACCAUUGCAAAGAAAAUUAAUUACAAAGCGAUGCCUGAUUUUUUAGCAGUCCUAAUAUACCUUUGAAAAUUGUGAAUUGGGUUAUUAACAUAAUAUUAAUGUAUUCUAAAAUUUGUACCAAUUUUCUUUUCUACUAGGCACCACACUUACAAAAAAGUCGAUGGACAGGUUGAAUUGGCGGAAGUGGGGCCAAGAUUUGAAAUGAAAGGUAAUUUUUGUAGCUGUGUUGAAAUUUGUCACUUAUGCAGUGCCAUCCUCUAAGACAAAGCAGGGUAGCAAAGUCAUAAUUGGGCGACCUAGAAUCAUAAAAUGGUCACCCGAAAGAGUCUUGGUCGUCGGGGAAAAAGGAUAAGAGCACUUUGUGCGCCCUUCGAUGCCCUGUCCGCGUAAACAAGAUUUUUCCCUCGCAAAUGAACAAAUAGGUUAAGGGAAAAACGCAAAGUAAUUUGUUUGAAGAGGCCUCCUCGAAAACACUCGCCAGUUACGAGAAGGCUCUCGCGCUUUGAUUUCGCCUUACGGCCCCUUUUCCUUGCACAGCCGCUAACAACUGCAGCUUAUGGAAAAAAAUAUUGAAAUCCUAGCGAAAGUGUUCAGUAUCUAAAGCAUUUACCACAAACUUGAGUCUAGGGAAAGGUUGAGAAUUGUAUCCUUUUCCCUUUCAGUUUAUGAAAUCAAGCUUGGAACAGUUGAUCAGAAUGAAGCUGAUGUGGAAUGGAGGCUACGACCCUACAUGAACACAUCCAAGAAGAGAAAAGUGCUUAGUAGCUAGACAGAUUGGACUUUAGGUAAUUAGAGAAGAUAGGUGAUAAUGUUAGGAAACACAAAAACUCAAUUCUUUAUUUACAUGUACAGCCAUGAAUGGAUCAUUUCUAUUGAAUAUCUGUUUUCUUUAUUUUACAACUGUUUUACUAUGUAACUCCUUAACCUCCAAGAGUGGCUGGCUUCCAUUAUCUCCCCACAUUAUCACCCCUAAUAUAUCACCCCCACAAUAUCCGAAUAAAGGAAACGAUCCUCAACUGAAGAUGCUCUUGACUGGUCAACAAAUUUUCCUCGUCAGAUCCUUAGGAAAUGCAUGAAGAAUAGUAUGAAAAAUAUAUAUACUGACAGGUUGUCGAAACGUUGGUCACCAGUCCUUUCCAGCAAUUCCCUCACUCAGAGGAUUAGACCACAUGUGAUCGCCUGUUACUCCUUUAACAGUCUGGAG